Messenger RNA from Paramuricea clavata, 1195 nucleotides. Lineage: Eukaryota; Metazoa; Cnidaria; Anthozoa; Malacalcyonacea; Plexauridae. The record is from the annotation of a GenBank genome assembly.
AUGAAAAAAUUAAUCCGUUCUGCUAAAGUAGUUUACAGAAUUUCUGAUUCAAGUUUAAAGGUAGAUAUGUACCGUGUUAUAGUAUUUGUUAAAGGAUUAAAACAAAACCAAGUAUAUUUUUACUAGAUAGCCCUUUAUAGCUCUAUCUGUUCCUAUCUAGAGGUCCAGUUAGAGCCACCCCUUAUUGUCCUUAUUGCUUUAGAAACUAGAAUAACAGGGGGAAACUGUUUGGUAGAGUCAAACUAGAUUUAUUUGCCCAUGCAACAUACUGAGACAAAAAUAUUUCACUGAUAACUGCAUUCCGGUGAUACCACAGGAAUAGAAUCCACAAAAGUGAUAGCUGCAUGCAUUAACCAUUGUGUGACUAACAUGCCUUCAUGUUGAUACGUAGGCUAGAUGUUUGGCCACCGCAAGUUCUCAGUCGUUCAUUCGAAAGAGAAGACCUUAUCAAGAUGUUCGAAUGAAAGAGAGCAUUAGCAAAGGACCAACUGAAACAUUUUUGAAAGCUUUUUCUAAAGAAGUGAGUACUUAAGGCAUAGGAAACUUUUCUGGACUGAGAUGUGAAGAUGGUUGAUGUUAUCAUAGGAGUACGGGGUUGAUACUUUCCAGGGGGGCAGUUGAACGUUUGCCCAAAUUUUUGUGGAGGAUUGUAAUGAAAUUACAUGAAUUUAACCUAUUCUCUCAUAAAUCUGCCUGAAUUUUCUUGAUUUUUCCUAGCAUUUGCCCAAAUUUCCAUGGUUUUCAAAAAAAAUUUUUGGGGGAGGGGGGCAGUCCCCCCCCCUGCCUCCUGUCUUGUAUGCCUUUGUAUGUUGUUCAGUGACUGGUGUGAAUCCAUUGGGUCAUUCUGAAAGAAAACAUGCAUAUAACCUCCCCCAGAGGAAGUUAAUCCUCUACCCCCUUUGGAUGACCAAAUAUAUGUUCUAUUAUCAGAAACAAAUUUUUCUCCCCUCCCUCUCUGGACGACAGAAAUUUUCUCUGUUGGGGGGACUGUGGAUCUUUUGUGGAAAGACCCAUUGCAAGGGGACAUAUUAUCAUGGCCAUUAUUUAAGUAGUAAAGAUAUCUUUCUAGCACCCUGCUUUACAUGGUAUCACCACACACAAUCACCAUACACCAGAUUUUGAAAAUCUUGGUUUGAGGAAAGAUUUAUGCGAUGCUUUGAAAACGAUGAACAUUGAUCUACCAACAGGAGUUCAG